AAAAAAGAACUGAUAUCCUGCUAUCCUCUUGGAAAAGCCCUGCCUGCUACUGCCAGAAACAUCUAGAUACAUCAUGGUACAUGGGAUACAUUAAUCUGCAUUAAGCAAAUCCUCCGCGUCAUGUUGACGCCAAUCUCCAGUCGCAAAUGGUCGCAUUUGAGUAAAAUGAUUAUUAUAUAUAUUUAAGUUGAUUUUUUCUGGCGUAAUUGGACAUAACUGGUUGUAUUUAUCAUUAUAAAUUAACCAUAUUCAAAGAAGGGCAUAGUUCAUUAAUUUUCUUUUAGAUGUUUAUAUUUUUAUUUUAAUUCAAUCAUAGUUUAUAAACAAAACAAUUGAAAGGGAAUAAUGCAUCGAAGUGCCAAUCUUAAUCCGAGGUUGUCGGUUGAGGGAGGAUGGCGCAAUAAUAGAUGCUACAGGAAAUUAACAUGCAAAUUUUUUACAGAUUUCUCCGACAAAUGGAUCUCAAAAUUUGUAGUGGGUUUGGUGCUCACUAUUCUUCUGAUAAUAUUGCUUUAUAUAUUUCAACCAUUCCAAACAGAAGUCAAUAUAAUUGUGAUCGAUGCGAAAAGGCCGCUGCUAAUAGUGGACAAACAUUUUUUAAGUAUUGCUUUAGAUUCAUCUCUAAUAGCUGAUAACUUUCAAGGGUUUGAUCCAACUGAUUACCGAAUUAUAGCUCUGAUGCAUCCUUUUCGAGGCGGAUAUUUACGCAUUGGUGGAACGAUGGCCGAUCGAUUAAUUUUCAAUAGCAGCGAAGACCAUAAUAUUAAAAUAAUUAAUUCUUUCCUUGACAAUGGGGAAUGCUCGUAUGACGGAAAGUUUUGUAACGUUCUUAAACAAAAUUUUAAUAUGUCAGGUAAACAAUGGACCCAAUUGAACGAUUUGGCAAACAAGACAGGACAAACGGUGCUUUUCGAUUUGAAUUGUUUACUGCGCCACGCUAACGGGACAUGGGAUAGCGCCAAUGCUGAAAAGUUAAUAAAGUUUUCAGAUGAAAAUAAAUACGAUUUAAUUUGGGAAUUAGGGAACGAGCCCAAUUCCUUCAAACACGUAUUUGAUGUGGAACUUAAUGCUACUCAACUAGCGUACGAUUUUAAGCAUUUACAAAUGGUCCUGAAAAAAUAUCCUCGUUAUGAAAGAUCACUAAUCGUUGGACCUGAUAUUACUCGACCAAGAUCCAAGCAAGUUAUUGAUUAUCUGAAAGAGUUCCUCAUACACCAACAAAUUAGAUUGAACGCUAUCACCUGGCACCAAUAUUAUUUUAAUGGUAGAGAUGCCUACUUAUACUAUUUCGUAAAUCCCGAGAUCUUUGAUUUGUUAAAAUCAGAAAUUUUAUUAGUAAAGGAUGCUGUGAAGAAGCUUGAUAUGGAUUACAUACCACUAUGGUUGGGCGAAACGUCAUCGGCGUAUGGUGGAGGAGCGCCCGGUUUUUCCGAUAGAUAUGUAUCCACGUUUAUAUGGUUGGACAAGCUGGGUUUGUCGGCAAGAAUGGGCAUAGAAGUCGUUAUUAGACAGUCCUUCUUUAAGGGACAUUACGCAUUGAUCAGUGAUAUGUACGUUCCAAAUCCAGAUUGGUGGAUAAGCGUUCUUUAUAAGCGCUUGGUGGAUGAAGAGGUUAUUAAAUGUAAUUUAGUGGCUCCACCGGAGGUUAGAUUCUAUUGCCACUGUACGCCCAAGAAUAGGUACGUCGAAGGACCAGCUGUAACAGUUUUUGGAAUGAAUAUGAGAAAUUCCGAGGCGAUAAUUCGAAUUCAACAGCAAGAAUACAAGUUAUUAGAAAAAUAUAGAAUACAUGCUUUCAUAAUUCAAACUCACGUUUCCAUACUGUCAAGAACCGUUUAUUUGAACGAUGAAUUGCUGGUGCUGAAGUCGAAUUAUGAACUGCCCGAUUUCGUUCCCGUCGUUUCCACGUCUAAUAUGAUCGUUCUGCCUCCGUAUUCAUUAGGUUUUUGGAUUGUGGAGAGCAACCAUUUCGAAGCAUGCAUAUUGUGAGAACGUUUAUUGAAUUGUAUUUCUACAAAAUUUUUAAUUGCUUGAAAUAAAGAUAGU
This is a messenger RNA of Nicrophorus vespilloides, 2046 nucleotides long. RefSeq names its product heparanase-like. The transcript has 10 exons. Gene Ontology annotation, cellular component: extracellular matrix; membrane. The coding region runs from base 346 to 1989 and encodes 547 amino acids. Gene Ontology annotation, molecular function: hydrolase activity, hydrolyzing O-glycosyl compounds. Gene Ontology annotation, biological process: carbohydrate metabolic process. NCBI's taxonomy places the organism in Eukaryota, Metazoa, Arthropoda, Insecta, Coleoptera, Silphidae. The record is from RefSeq and is a predicted model, not a curated record.